CGCCCGAUUUAUCCGCGUCCGGGCGGCGGAGGGCGAGCCCGCGUGUCCCUGCCGAGCCCCGCGCCGGUCCCUCCGCAGCAUGUCCGGCCCCCGCCUGCUGGCCGCGCUCUGCGGCGCGCUCCUGGGCGCCUCGGGCCUCUUCGCCGCCUCGGGUGACUUCUGUGACUCCAGCCAGUGCCUCAAUGGUGGGACCUGCUUGCUGGGCCAGGACGACCUCCCCUUCUACUGUCUCUGCCCUGAAGGCUUCACUGGCCUCAUUUGCAACGAGACUGAGAAAGGUCCCUGUUUCCCAAACCCCUGUCAAAACGAUGGCGAAUGCCACGUGAUCGACGACUCGCACCGCGGGGACGUGUUCACCCAGUACAUCUGCAGCUGCCCUCGCGGCUACACGGGCACCCACUGUGAGACCACCUGCGCCAUGCCGCUGGGCAUGGAGACGGGCGCCAUCGCCGACGCGCAGAUCUCCGCCUCGUCCGUGUACUUCGGCUUCAUGGGGCUGCAGCGCUGGGUCCCGGAGCUGGCCCGCCUGCACCGCACGGGCAUCGUCAACGCUUGGACGGCCAGCAACUAUGACAAGAACCCCUGGAUCCAGGUGAACCUCAUGCGGAAGAUGCGAGUGACAGGCGUGGUGACGCAGGGUGCCAGCCGCGGGGGCACUGCUGAGUACCUGAAGACUUUCAAGGUGGCCUACAGCGUCGAUGGGCGCAAGUUCCAGUUCAUCCGGGAUGCAGGGGACUCAAAAGACAAGGUGUUUGUGGGAAAUGUGGACAACAGCGGUCUGAAGGUCAACAUGUUUGACGUCCCUCUGGAGGUGCAGUACGUGAGGCUGGUGCCCGUUGCCUGCCAUCACGGCUGCACCCUGCGCUUCGAGCUCCUGGGCUGUGAGGUGAAUGCAGGAUGUGCUGAACCACUGGGCCUGGAGGACAACAGCAUCCCCGACAGGCAGAUCACUGCCUCCAGCACCUACCGGACCUGGGGCCUGAACGCCUUUAGCUGGUACCCCUUCUACGCGCGGCUGGACAAGCAGGGCAAGUUCAACGCCUGGACCGCCCAAAGCAACUCUGCCUCCGAGUGGCUGCAGGUCGACCUGGGCUCCCAGAAGCAGGUGACCGGGGUCAUUACCCAGGGAGCCCGAGACUUCGGCCACAUCCAGUACGUGGCAGCCUACAAGGUGUCCCACAGUAAUGACGGCGCGAACUGGACUGAGUACCGGGACCAGAGGGCCGCAGACAGCAAGAUCUUCCCUGGCAACUUGGACAAUAACUCCCACAAGAAGAACAUGUUUGAGACGCCCUUCCUGGCUCGCUUCGUGCGCAUUCUGCCUGUGGCCUGGCACAACCGCAUCACGCUGCGCGUGGAGCUGCUGGGCUGUUAGGGGUAGGCCAGACCGAGGCCACUGGGAGGGCCGUGGGGCACCUGCCCCUUCUCUGGUCCUCCUGGCUUCUGUGGGCCUGCCGCCUCCUCCACCCUCCCUCCUGAUUGUAGCUAACCUGGUGGCGCGGGUUCCACCCUCCCUCCUUCCCUCCACCUCCCACAUGCCCCCUGCGCCCAGCCCUCCUGCCAUCCCUUGUUGAAGGCGCUGUGGGAGGGGAGGAGGUCUGGGAUGGACAGGGAAGGGCGAAGUAGGGCAUGUGUGACCUGCACCUCUCAGACCCCCGAUUCCAGCCUCUGUCCUCCCCAGCCCCUCUCCCACACCUCACAUUCCAUGGCCCUGGAGGAAGGCCCUUAGGCGCCAGGCGGGAGAUAAUGGCCUCCUGCCCCUCAGCCCUGACGCGUGUUGCUGCCACUCCUGCUGUUGCCACCUAGCCCCCGACACUUCCCCUCCUUAUCUCCUUGGAGCCCCUCUUGACCCUUGUCCUGAAGCCUAGAAAGAGACCGGAAGGGGGUGGGGUGGGUCCAUGGAGAGAGGGGGAGGAGGUGGGUGGGCAUGGGGGACCCUCUGUGCUGGUUGUUCACCCCAGAGUACACAGGCAGCUUCCAAAAUAUAUUUAUAUCACCCCCUGGAA
This is a messenger RNA of Equus caballus (horse), 2006 nucleotides long. It is a transcript of the gene MFGE8, whose product is annotated as milk fat globule EGF and factor V/VIII domain containing. Gene Ontology annotation, cellular component: plasma membrane. NCBI's taxonomy places the organism in Eukaryota, Metazoa, Chordata, Mammalia, Perissodactyla, Equidae. The record is from RefSeq and is a predicted model, not a curated record. Gene Ontology annotation, molecular function: signaling receptor activity.